Molecule: messenger RNA, 279 nt
Organism: Aspergillus welwitschiae
Lineage: Eukaryota; Fungi; Ascomycota; Eurotiomycetes; Eurotiales; Aspergillaceae
Exons: 1
Coding region: 44-214 (56 amino acids)
Source: RefSeq, a predicted model, not a curated record
CCAGAACAUUAGUACUUCGGGUGAUCGCGGAGUGAUCUUUCGAAUGCCGCCGGAGCCUUGCCGCCCCAAAAGGACACGCUUGUUGGGACUACGGCGCGAUGAUUUGGAAUUGGCUACCAUAGCACUGGGACCGCACCGAACCCCAACGCGUUUCCAUGCGAUCGCAAUCGAGCGAAAGCUAUCGUGCGUCCUAGACUUAUACCCGUCACAGUAGACCAAACUUUAACAAAUGAACCCGGUGGUCUAGAUCUCCAUUUAUUGUCGCUGGAGCAGUCCUUG